AUAGGUUCUGCUUUGCUCCUGUGUUGCAGGGUUUGACAGCGUGCAGUGACUCAGGAAGCCCAGCUCAGUUGACUGGAUAGGGACGAGCCAGCGGUAUUGCCACCAAGGCAAACAACGCAGGGCUGCUACCGAGCAGGACUUUCAUUUGCCGAGGCCAGACCGUCAGCCGGCAGCAAAGAGACUGCAGCGUCCAGGCAAGGGAACUUGGUAAUCCCUUGUGUCCAGAAUGGGUUUUGCGGCGUGAAGCAGGCAGAGACGAGCAGACAAGAUGUCAUACAGCAACAGAGACCUCGUCGUCUACUACAUCAACUAUAAACUCUCGCAGAAGAACUACUCCUGGGACCAGUUCAGCCUGGAGGGCAGGACCGGAGGCGCUGAGGCGGUGGGUUCGGGGAGCCCGAACGCAGAGGAGCGUACGAACGGCGCGGCCAAUGGCGGGGGGGGGCCCGUGUCGCGCCAGCCCCCCCAGGGGAUCGAGGCGGUGCAGGGGGCGCUGCGCGACUCCGCCAACGAGUUUGAGCUCCGCUACGGCCGGGCGUUCAGCGACCUGUCCUCCCAGCUCCACAUCACGCCCGCCACCGCCUACCAGAGCUUCGAGCACGUCAUGGACGAGGUCUUCCGGGACGGGGUGAACUGGGGGCGCAUCGUGGGGCUCUUCGCUUUCGGGGGUGCGCUGUGCGUGGAGUGCGUGGAGAAGGAGAUGAGCAACCUGGUGAGCCGCAUAGCCGAGUGGAUGACCGUCUACCUGGACAACAACAUUCAGCCCUGGAUCCAGAGUCAGGGAGGAUGGGACAGGUUUGCGGAGAUCUUUGGCAAGGAUGCGGCUGCGGAGUACCGGAGAUCACAGGAGAGCUUCAAGAAGUGGCUGCUGGCGGGCAUGACUCUGGUUACGGGGCUGGUGGUGGGCUCCUACAUCGCCAAGAAACGCUUAUAGGACAGCAGUUGUGCCAGAGUGCUCGUACCGUUGCGCCCAGCAUGCGUGUCCUGCGCCUGACGAGCCCCAUGUCUGCGCCCGAAUGAUCCGCGCUGGCUGACGUCACGUGGCGAGGGGUCCGCGGGUCAGCCGAGUUCUGUGCCUUGCGUCGGAGUCGGCGGGGAUAUAAACCAGCUGUCGAAAGUGCCGGUUCCCUGCUGUUCCACCGACGCCCAAGGCUUAAGGAGAUGGCCGCUGGACGUCGGACAGCGCAGAUUUUAGUACGUGUGAAGCAGGCAUUGGCCAACCUGUUGCUGUUGGUUUUGGUUUGGUUUUUUUUAAGUCCCUGCUCCCACAUUCAUUUUACAUUUUACAUUUGUGGCGUUUCGAUUCCCCGUUGCCCUUUCAGGUUUUGGUGGUUUCUCUUUUUUUUUUUUUUAUUUGUUGUUGUUCAAAAAAGCAAAAACUCCCAAAUGUCUGAAGAACAAAAAAAAGAAAAAGAGGAUAUAUUCACCAGUGCUGGAAAUCCCCUGAUCCUGGUCAAAUUCCCUUCCUAUGAUAUUCUUUUUUUUUAUUGCAUGUGAUUUUACAAUUAAAGCAUUGCUGGAGAACCCCCCCCCCAGUGGGGUAAUAUCCUCCUUACAGGACGAUUCUUGAAAGCGAGAGAGAUACACGGUAAACAUUUGUCUCCAAACCACCCACCAAGAAGUAUCCGUCCAGAAACAGAUAUUACUGGAAUCUCAAAUGCUUAAUCAGAACGUUCUGUAUGACGUCAGCACAUAACAUUUCUCUUACCGGUGUUCUGCUCUGUAAGCUGUGUAGCAGGGAAACUAUCAAGAGGCAUUUAAAUACAGCAGCCUUUUCUGUAAACAACAAUGCUGAGCUAUUGUGCUCUGCUGAGUCAGAGCCUAAUGCGACACCAUGUUGAAUGUGUACUUGAAAGAGGGCUUUAGAGAUUGGGCAGGUGUCCAGAAAGGAAUCUUAAGUAUACGCACUUUGUGGGUUUUUUUUUUUAAAUAAAAGGUGUUUUUGUUUAGAAAGCUCUUUAUCCGUGAAUCGUUAAAAUGCCCGACUCUCACAGUUAUUACUCUUGUGAGCUCAGAUCCCAAAGGAAGAGUGACUAAGCUUGGCUGUGUCACAACAGAUGGCAUCCAAAAACGGGGUUUCGAUGCAAUCUUGAUGACUCACCGCCAGCCACACGGCCCAAGUGCCAUUAUUUGUACUGCACUGAGCAGUUGGCCCUGGCGAGGUGAUUGUGAGGGCCUGGAUGCUGUGGGUUCGAGCCGCCCUGGGGAGGCAGGCUGGUGGGGGCUGGAGACGUGCUCCUUCUGGGGUGUCCUGUGCCGGGAUUAGCCAGAAGCCAUUACUGGGUGAUGCUGUCGUCCUCGUCCUCAUCAUCAUCAUCGUCACCUCCCCAACUCGUGGGGCGUGUGCACAUUCUCCUUCUUCCGAAAAAAUCUCAUCCCUUUUCCGAAUGCAGCUUUUCCUUUCGGAUAUUAAAAGAGGUGAAGUGUAGGAUGAAACAGGAGAAACAAGGAAGGGUACACUCUUCCAGUUUAUUCCUCUCAGCUGCCAGGACGCAGUUUUUGCGAGAACUGUCGUAUGUUUUUGGGAAAAGUAACGGUUGCACCAACUGACAAAACCACAUCACACUAAAACGCAGAGUAGGAAGGCGGGAGUAUUUUUUUUUUGGUCUAGUUCUCUUACGGUACCUUUUAAUUAGGUCUAUAUUAAUACAGGCCUGUCAGUUUAUAAUAGAACCAAUUUUGGAAUCAGUAUUUAACUACAGGUGGGAAUGAGUCUUUCGUAACUGGAAAGAGCUUCUACAUACUGUGUCGUGUGCAUCAUAUUUUUUUUUGUGAGGAAUAAACACUUCCAAUUGUAGGCCUUGAUCUCGGAUGAAUAUCGGGUUUUGUCACGUUGUAAGAAAAUAGCAGUUCAGAAAUGCGUCCACCCCACAUUGGCUUAAAUAUGUUUUAAUAUGAAACAAUUUUAUUGAACUGAAUUGAAUUUACUUGAUUUCUUUUUCUCUUAAAAUGUUUCUAAGAAAAAAAAUGUUGGCUGCUGAUAUCCACGUUUUUUAAAUGCCAGGUGUGAUCUGUUAGUGGUGUUUGGGUCAUAACUUGCUUUAUUUGGUCAGAUUUUGAACCAGUUUCUGUCCACUGCCUCCAGGUGGGGCAAGGCCAAAAUCAGGCAUAAAUUCCUUAUUCCCAAUCUGACGAUUGGGUUUAAGGCACAGGCUUGUUAGCAAUAGUGUAAGUAGCGUAUCGUAGAGACCAGUGGAAACUUUGUCAAAGAGAACAACUGAGAUUUUAGAAUUUCUCAGAGGAGCAUAGUCUUAAGCCUAAAUCGUGAGGUUAGAACUGUCCCUCGGCACCCUCCCCAGAAUUCCCGAUCUCCUCCUCCUGUGCUGGGAAAAAUAUUCAAGGAGGUAAAAAGUUUUAUUAGGUGGGCUGCUUGCUAGUCCCUAGUUUAGUUUUGUUUGACGGGAAGGUUCUGAGCCAACUAGUCAGCAUGACCAGGUCCUGCUAGAUUCUGUUCCAGACACUAAAAGCUGAACACGCCUCCACUGCUCGUGGAGUGCUUUCCAGCUCUUUGUCAAGUGUUGAUGUUAAGGAGCAGGAACCCAGUGCACAAGCUUGGUGCUGGCCAUCCCGGAGGGCCAGUCUGGGUGCAGAUAGACUUUGAAACUGAAAUACCUGGGCUAACUAGUUAAAAAAACAUCUCUACUCUCUUAAGUCGAUAAAGUCGGAGGGAGGCAGAUGCAAUCCACUUGAGAUUCUGCGCAACGGGCUGGUUUUGCAGUUUCUUUUUUUGUUCCUUGACAGGCCUAAUCUUCGCUCUCUGCACAUUUCACCCCUCCCCUUGUGGACACGACGAGCCCAGGGUUCAUAGGAUCAAUUCCUGAAGGGCCUGCCCUCUGCUUUAUUUGUCCCAUGCAGGCUUUCAUUUGCAUAGUUGGUCUAA
Lepisosteus oculatus (spotted gar) is the source of this 3880-nucleotide messenger RNA. Lineage: Eukaryota; Metazoa; Chordata; Actinopteri; Semionotiformes; Lepisosteidae. The record is from RefSeq and is a predicted model, not a curated record.